Messenger RNA from Talaromyces marneffei, 1092 nucleotides. RefSeq lists its product as uncharacterized. Gene Ontology annotation, biological process: protein N-linked glycosylation. Lineage: Eukaryota; Fungi; Ascomycota; Eurotiomycetes; Eurotiales; Trichocomaceae. The transcript is spliced from 2 exons. Gene Ontology annotation, molecular function: alpha-1,6-mannosyltransferase activity. Bases 1 to 1092 code for a protein of 363 amino acids. Gene Ontology annotation, cellular component: mannan polymerase complex. The record is from RefSeq and is a predicted model, not a curated record.
AUGAAAGACCUCGAGUCCAGAUACUAUCCGGCAAGAACUUCCACCAUGGCCCGCACUCGACGUGCAAUUAUUGCCUUUGCGCUUCUAGUCAGCAUCAUCCUAUUAUUCCGCUCCUUCUCAGCCUCCACCAUAUACGAUUCGCCGCUGCUCAUUCCGCCUCAGGCAAGGGGUCGCGCGGGGACCUUCGAGUCGCAACUCACCAUUGGAGACACUACAUAUCCAACACUUCUCGAAAAGCUUCGGCAUCAAUACCCUUAUGAUCUCGACAGCAAGUUUCCGGCGCACAUAUGGCAGACGUGGAAGUAUUCGGUCAGCUCCAGUUCGUUUCCACAGCAUUUUCGCUAUUUGGAGUCGACAUGGACAGAUACAAACCCGGAGUUCGUUCACGAAGUAAUAUCAGAUGAAUCGGCAGUUCACUUAGUUCAAUAUCUCUAUGGCUCCGUGCCGGAAGUGGUCGAGGCGUACAAUUCAUUACCAGCACCCGUUUUGAAGGCGGAUCUUUUUCGGUAUUUGAUCCUGUUGGCGCGGGGAGGCAUAUACUCUGAUAUUGAUACGGAAGCGCUCAAGCCGGUUGUCGACUGGCUACCAGAAGAUAUGGAUCCGUCGUCAGUCGGCCUCGUGAUUGGCAUCGAAGCUGAUCCGGACCGACCUGACUGGCACCAAUGGUACUCGCGCAGAAUACAGUUCUGUCAAUGGACUAUCCAAGCCAAACCCGGCCAUCCAGUCCUGCGUGACGUGGUGGCUACUAUUGUUGAGGAUGCUCUACGAAUGAAGAAAAAGGGUAUCCUGACCAUGUCCAAGCUGGACAAAUCGGUUAUGGAGUUUACUGGCCCUGCCGUAUGGACUGAUGCUAUCUUCCGCUACUUCAACAACCCUGAUUAUUUUAUCAGUGAAGGCACUGGGAACGUCACCUAUGAGGACUUCUCGGGCUUGACUAUACAGAAGAAAAUUGGCGAUGUGGCGGUUUUGCCGAUUACCAGUUUUAGUCCGGGCGUGGAUCAGAUGGGUGCUAAAGGGCUAGACGAUCCUCUAGCUUUUGUUAGCCAUAGGUUUGAAGGAUCAUGGAAGCCACAAAACGAGCGCAUCUACUAA